Serendipita indica DSM 11827 is the source of this 5622-nucleotide messenger RNA. Lineage: Eukaryota; Fungi; Basidiomycota; Agaricomycetes; Sebacinales; Serendipitaceae. The record is from the annotation of a GenBank genome assembly.
AUGUCCAGAUCAAAGAUUGAAGAUCUAGGAUUCCUGGAAUUGGUACCAGGUAUCGAUCCCAUUGUCGACAUCGUCGCCAUCCACGGUUUGGACGGUCACAGAGAAGAGACCUGGACGACAGAUGGUGGGAUCCUUUGGCUGCGUGACCUCUUGCCAUCGGCUUUGCCCAACGCUCGCGUCCUUACGUAUGGAUAUGAUGCCGAUACUCGUAGCCGAGAAUGCGUAUCGACGCAGACGAUUCGCCAGCACGCGGAUGGGUUCGCCAAGGCUUUAGCACGGAAGCGGACAGCAGACCCUCGACGUCCCAUCAUCUUCGUCGCACACAAUUUGGGAGGCAUAAUUGUCAAAUGGGCACUCGUCAUCUGCCAUAAUCAGAACCUGGCGUCAAAGGGUGACCUCCGAGACAUCUUAGUAUCGACUCAUGGCGUCCUAUUCUUUGGUACUCCGCAUUCCGGCAUGGACAACACUCUCCUUGAAACCAUCAACCGCUUGGCGUCUAUGUACAUGAAAACGACAGACGGCAUCCUCAAGGAUCUUCGGGAACAUUCUUCGGAGCUAGCAACUAUACAGAGUCUUUACGUCGAAGCGAGUGAGAAGAUAGCUAGCGUAUUCUUCUGCGAGGAGUACAAAACUCCCGUAGAUAGAAAGAGACAGAGACUGAAUGUUCCUCAUCAUUCGGCGAUCAUCCCCGGUGACCGCAAUGCGCCGGCGGUGACACUCCACAGUGAUCAUGGAAAUCUAGUCAGGUUCCCGACUGUAGACAACGACAACUAUCAAACAGUGCUUCAUUACCUCAGCGAGUAUUUCGUCAGCGCUCGCCAGACAGUGCACGAAAAGUGGCUUACGGAGGAUGGGUUACGCCUCGUCGCGAAAGGAAAAUCCAUCUUGCCCAACACUGUGGACCCGCCUGUGGACAUGUCUGUCUUAUUCCAGCUACCAAUGGUCGCAUUUGCUCCAUCUUCUGUGCACAAUCCGUGCCUCAAAGGAACUCGUGCAGCUGUCCUCGACACAAUCUCCAAGUGGGCUAAUGACGAUUCCACCGAGAAGCCAAUCUUUUGGCUCUGCGAUAUAGCCGGCUCUGGCAAGUCGACAGUCGCCAUGUCUGCAGUAGAAGCAUGGAGGAAGCAGGGAAUCUUGGGUGGCGCAUUCUUCUUCUCCAUGGCAAGUAACGAAGGCUCUAAUACCGACAAGUUCUGCUCUACCGUUGCUAGGGAACUCGUUCAACAUAUCCACGAGCUUGGGCCACCAAUUGCAGAGGUCGUGAAGCGGAAUCCUGCUCUCCUGCGAAGUUCCUUUGACGAGCAAUUCCGGAUCCUCAUCACCGGGCCCCUUCAGCAACGGAAACGGCACACAAUUAUUGUAAUCGACGCCAUAGAUGAAUGCAAGUCUGGACGACAGAGGAAAGAACUUGUAGAGACACUCUCUGCCGCCGCUCAGGAGAGCAACAAUCUACGAAUAUUCAUUACAAGUCGACCAGACCCUGUCAUCGAAAAGGUUCUACAACCUCUUUCGAUCAAGGCCAAGUUGACAGAUCGCCUCCAUGAUACUAGCCAUCGCGAUAAUGUCGAAGAUAUUGGGAUCUAUGUUCAUCAAUCGCUUGGUGGGAUCCUGUCCUCUGAUAAGAGGCAGAGACUGGCCAACAAGGCCAGCGGGCUGUUCAUUUGGGCGAGCACUGCAUGCCGGAUGCUCAAUGAUGAAUCAUUGGCAAUCGAUCCCGGGAUCAUAUAUGACCGACUGAUCUCUAUUGAUCAGCCGGGAGCCAUCGACGACGUAUACGACCUCGUCCUCGAGCGCAUUGAGCAAGUAUCGAAGCCAGCCAUCAUUGAAAUGCUCGGCAUGCUGCUGGCCGCGUUCGAACCACUCACCAUCGGUGACCUGGAGGAUCUCAUUAAACAUGCCAAAGGACAAGGGAGCGCCAAAGCGCUGGUACAGAUUCUAGGUACCGUAAUCAAGGAGGACCCAAUCACACAUUCAAUACAAUUUCGUCAUCCCACCUUCGUCGAAUACCUUCGGCGAUGCUGCAUUAUCCCAGCCACUUAUAUGAGCAGCAGUAGGAUCCAUAUUAACAUCUCCCAUGCGCAUAGUCAAGCCGCAUCAUGGUGUCUCCAUCGUCUCAAAUCGAGCAAGGAAGGACUUAAGUUCAACAUAUGCCAAAUCGAGUCGUCCUUCUAUCUGAAUAGGCAGAUUCCAGACCUGGAAGCUCGGGUGAAGAAAUACAUAUCACGGAGGCUUCGCUAUGCCAGCUUGCACUGGCCAUUCCAUGUGUCAGCAAUGGAUGAUGGCUCAGGACACGAGCUGCAGAGCGAACUGGCACAUAUAGUCAAAAGUCCUUUUGCACUCUAUUGGAUGGAGAUACUGAGUGUGACAGGAGGAGUGAUGCGAGCAGUAUCUGGACUUCGAGCUGCUGCACAACGUCAGAGUAUUGAGAAGGAGACCAGGCAUCGGAUGAAUGACAUCAGGCGGUUUUUGAUGGCAUUUUCUGUGCCUAUCCAGGACAGCGCUCCCCAUAUAUACAUCUCAUCACUCCCAUUCAGUCCGAGAGGGUCAAAAUUACAUAUUGAGGGUCUAGAAGAGCAUAUUCAUGCAUUGAAAGUAACCAGGGGUCUUGACGAGACGUAUCCUGGGCUCCCCAGAAUACUCCAAGGUCAUCAAGACUCGGUCAGGGCUGUCGCAUUCUCGCCAGAUGGCUCGCGAAUUGUCUCUGGCUCAGGUGACAAGACACUUCGACUGUGGGAUGCAGAGACUGGCCAGCCGUUGGGAGAGCCACUCCGAGGUCAUCAAGACUCGGUCUGGGCUGUCGCAUUCUCGCCAGAUGGCUCGCGAAUUGUCUCUGGCUCACGUGACAAGACACUUCGACUGUGGGAUGCAGAGACUGGCCAGCCGUUGGGAGAGCCACUCCGAGGUCAUCAAGACUGGGUCAGGGCUGUCGCCUUCUCGCCAGAUGGCUCGCGAAUUAUCUCUGGCUCAGAUGACAAGACACUUCGACUGUGGGAUGCAGAGACUGGCCAGCCGUUGGGAGAGCCACUCCGAGGUCAUCAAGACUCGGUCUGGGAUGUCGCAUUCUCGUCAGAUGGCUCGCGAAUUGUCUCUGGCUCAGGUGACAAGACAAUUCGACUGUGGGAUGCAGAGACUGGCCAGCCGUUAGGAGAGCCACUCCGAGGUCAUCAACACUGGGUCACCGCUGUCGCAUUCUCGCCAGAUGGCUCGCGAAUUGUCUCUGGCUCAGAUGACUGGACAAUUCGACUGUGGGAUGCAGAGACUGGCCAGCCGUUGGGAGAGCCACUCCGAGGUCAUCAACACUCGGUCACCGCUGUCGCAUUCUCGCCAGAUGGCUCGCGAAUUGUCUCUGGCUCAGAUGACAAGACAAUUCGACUGUGGGAUGCAGAGACUGGCCAGCCGUUGGGAGAGCCACUCCGAGGUCAUCAACUCUCGGUCAGGGCUGUCGCAUUCUCGCCAGAUGGCUCGCGAAUUGUCUCUGGCUCACGUGACAAGACAAUUCGACUGUGGGAUGCAGAGACUGGCCAGCCGUUGGGAGAGCCACUCCGAGGUCAUCAAGACUCGGUCUGGGAUGUCGCAUUCUCGCCAGAUGGCUCGCGAAUUGUCUCUGGCUCACGUGACAAGACACUUCGACUGUGGGAUGCAGAGACUGGCCAGCCGUUGGGAGAGCCACUCCGAGGUCAUCAACUCUCGGUCAGGGCUGUCGCAUUCUCGCCAGAUGGCUCGCGAAUUGUCUCUGGCUCAGGUGACAUGACAAUUCGACUGUGGGAUGCAGAGACUGGCCAGCCGUUGGGAGAGCCACUCCGAGGUCAUCAAGACUCGGUCUGGGCUGUCGCAUUCUCGCCAGAUGGCUCGCGAAUUGUCUCUGGCUCACGUGACAAGACAAUUCGACUGUGGGAUGCAGAGACUGGCCAGCCGUUGGGAGAGCCACUCCGAGGUCAUCAAGACUCGGUCAGGGCUGUCGCAUUCUCGCCAGAUGGCUCGCGAAUUGUCUCUGGCUCAGGUGACAAGACAAUUCGACUGUGGGAUGCAGAGACUGGCCAGCCGUUAGGAGAGCCACUCCGAGAUAACUCAGCCCAGAUCAGCACUGGUAGGUUCUCGCCAGAUGGUACGCGAGUUGUCUCUGGUUCAAAUGACAACACAAUCCAAAUCCGGAGGGUGCACAAUUCUAAUCUCGACGCUACAAAUACUCACUCUACCUCUUUGGGCCAUGGCAAUUCUACUGUAGUCAAAUCCACAAUCCUUGUACCUGGGGUCGGUGAAUGUUCCCUGCUGCCCGACGGCUGGGUACAGUCUUCUGGUCAAUUCAUUUUCUGGGUGCCCCCUCCCAAUCGUCAUGGAAUCCAGAAUCCAGAUCUCCUUCUGACUAUGCCGACAUCGAGUCACCUACGUGCGACCCACCUCGAUUUCACUCAUUUUCAAUGCGGGACAUCUUGGACAAAACGUGGCCCCCAAAAGGCUGAAAAUUCGUCGAAAGAACAACCAGAAGACAACCUGAAUCAGCCGAGAAAAGCAGACAAUAAGCACGUCAAAGAUGGUGAAAAGUCAAAAUCAAAACGACCAAGGCAAGAGUGCAAGGUCGAAAUCGUCGAAAAGAAGCAGCGAGUCGAGAAAAGAAAGAUCCAAGGCUGCGCUGGAAGCAGCAAAGAAGAGGCAUGCCGCAAAAUCCGAAAGACGUACCAGGACGGCAUUGCACGCCUCCAGGCUGCAAUCAACCAGGACACGACGGAAAGCAGGAAGAUCAACGACAAACUUGCGGAGCUUGCGGUUGACAGCAGCAAAAAGCGCAAUAAGGAGCUCGCCGAGAGCAUCGAAGAGAAGAUAGAAUUAGCCGCGGCAGACAAGGCACGCAAGGAGAUGGAGAAGAUGGAUGUCGACGAAACCGGCGAGAACGAGACGACAAGCGAUGAGGACAGCAGCGAGUCCGAAGUGAAUCGGACGAAUCACAAUCGUCUGGUAGCGAAUCUUCGUCAGAGUCAUCAUCAUCAUCGUCACGACAAAAAAAAGGAAGAAAAAGGGAAGGGCGAGAAGAAGAAAGAAGAAGAAGGGCAAGGGCGAGAAAGGAAAGAUCAAACUCAUCGGCGCGAGCGAAGGGUCAGAUGGCAGUCGGCUGGAGGCCGGCAGAGCCAAGACAAGCGAUCGAGCGAUCAGAACCGGUGGACAGUAGAGCGCCACGGAGGAAACGCGGACAAGUCAGGCGCCGAGGCCAGAGAUAGCCGACUACCAUGGCAAGCCUGGAGGACGGGAGGGGCAGGAGAGACAUGCCCAGGGAAAGAACGAGCUGUACCGCAAGGUACUAGAUGGCUACAGUGUGUAGCAAGAGCGGGAGAACUCGAGCCGAGAGGACCGGCGAGGCGACGUGAGCCAGCACGCACGGAGCGUAAGUCGAGCUGGGAGGACCAGACUCGACAAUGGCAAUCGUUGUACGCAAUCGAGCGUAGUUCCAAGAUACGUAUACAUCGAGAUGACGUGUCGCGUCCACGAGGUCGUGCCAAAGCCGAAGGCAGACCCCUCCUCCCCAAAGCCGAAAAAUCCCAAGAACGGGAAUCGGAGGGAGAGGAGGAAGAGACUGAGACCGACGAAACUGGCACGAGCCAGCGAGCGCAGCUGAGGCAGGGCUGCUAG